AAAGAUGCAGGCUGUAAAGAUUAUGAUUGCUUUGAUACCUCUAAUUCAACAUUACAAAUUUUAUGUGAUUUAGGAGUUUCUGGAAAGACAUACACUCAUAUUUCAGGAACCUGCUACAAUACAACAGUGAAUGUGCUAAAUUUCUAUCGGAACAGAUAGAUAAGAAAUCAUUUUGUGAAUUAUUAACAUCUAAUGGUAUUAAAUUCAAAGCAGACUUUUGUCCUCCAAAAUUAGCAGCCUGU
Paramecium primaurelia is the source of this 242-nucleotide messenger RNA. The record is from the annotation of a GenBank genome assembly. Lineage: Eukaryota; Ciliophora; Oligohymenophorea; Peniculida; Parameciidae.